AUGAAAGCAAAAACGACGAUUGUUAUAACAAACUUGUGUGAUGAUGUUGUUGAGGUUUUAGUGGUUGAUAAUUUCAAGCCAGAGUCAAUAGAAUCCAGCAGGUCUGAAACGGUUGAAGUUAAAAGCAGGAAAGGAUCGAUUAGUAUGUCUCUAGAACACCCCAGUGCUCAGCUUUCAAAGCCAAUUGAUAAACUUGUUAGGCAGGCGAAAUCAAGACUGAGUGCAAUCUCGAACUUGACGUCGGUUGUUAGCGGACGACCAUCUGACAUCCAGCCUCAGCAACAACUCCUCCCUCAGGACAAAUUAAAGACACAACAGCUCUUUCUCACAUUCACGUGUUUGACUCAAAGCAUCUGCAUCUACGAGCGCAGGGUAAAGCAGCAUGUCAACGCCAAACUGCAGCAACUGGAUAUCAGGAAUGUUGAUAACGACCUCAUCGCUCCUCAGGAAUGGUACUCUAGUCUCAAACGUGGAACACUGGUCAUGAUCAGAGCCACUUUGCAUGCUUUUAAUUGGAAGGAGCGCCGGGUUUAUCAGCUAAACGCACACACAAUUCGUGUAAUGGAUCCAUCUAACUUGAAGACUGUCCGCGAUCAUUGGUUGUUAUCUAUUCUUCCUGGUCAGCCCAAUGCAAGAACAAUUGGUGAUGUUGCAGUGUUGCCUGCGCUUGGGACCAAUGAAAUGGACUGA
Messenger RNA from Suillus paluster, 690 nucleotides. RefSeq lists its product as uncharacterized. Bases 1 to 690 code for a protein of 229 amino acids. NCBI's taxonomy places the organism in Eukaryota, Fungi, Basidiomycota, Agaricomycetes, Boletales, Suillaceae. The record is from RefSeq and is a predicted model, not a curated record. The transcript is spliced from 7 exons.